Messenger RNA from Anneissia japonica, 3362 nucleotides. RefSeq names its product AP-3 complex subunit mu-1-like. Lineage: Eukaryota; Metazoa; Echinodermata; Crinoidea; Comatulida; Comatulidae. Bases 112 to 1362 code for a protein of 416 amino acids. Gene Ontology annotation, biological process: intracellular protein transport; endocytosis. Gene Ontology annotation, cellular component: cytoplasmic vesicle; clathrin adaptor complex. The record is from RefSeq and is a predicted model, not a curated record. The transcript is spliced from 13 exons.
AGAAAAAAAUAAUAAGGGAUUGUGGCAAGUCUAGCUGCUAGCCUAGCUUAGGUUGAUCUGUGAAAAUAUUUUAAGUUUGGUUGAUAUAAAUAUUGUUGCAUAAUCAGCAACAUGAUAAGCAGUCUGUUCAUGAUUAAUUCCUCCGGGGAUAUAUUUAUGGAGAAACAUUGGCGUAGUGUUAUAUCAAGAUCAGUUUGUGAUUAUUUCUUUGAAGCACAGAACAAGGCCACUAGUAAAGAAAACAUCCCUCCUGUCAUUGCUACUCCUCAUCAUUACCUAAUAAGCAUUUAUCGUAAUUCACUUUUCUAUGUGGCUGUGGUACAAGCAGAAGCUCCACCUUUGUUUGUCAUUGAGUUUCUGCAUCGGAUUGUUGACAUGUUCAUAGAUUAUUUUGGUGAAUGUACGGAGACAAAUAUUAAAGACAACUAUGUUGUUGUCUACGAGUUGCUGGAGGAGAUGCUUGAUAAUGGAUAUCCAUUGGCUACUGAGUCCAACGUGCUGAAGGAGCUCAUUAAGCCGCCAAACAUUCUACGGUCUGUUGUGAACACCGUGACCGGUAGUUCCAAUGUUAGUGAUAUUCUUCCAAGUGGUCAACUAUCGAACGUACCGUGGAGGAGAAGUGGAGUAAAAUACACAAACAACGAAGCCUACUUCGACGUAGUCGAAGAAGUCGACUGCAUCAUUGAUAAAGCUGGUUCUACUGUGUUUGCUGAUAUCCAAGGUUCUAUAACUUGCACUGUGAAACUAUCGGGAAUGCCAGACCUUACCAUGUCGUUUAUGAACCAUAGAAUCAUGGAUGAUGUCAGCUUUCACCCAUGUGUCCGCUACAAACGAUGGGAGUCUGAGCGAGUGAUAUCAUUUGUACCACCUGAUGGCAACUUUCAACUUCUAACCUAUCACGUUGGAGCAUCUAACCUUACAGCUAUUCCAUUAUAUAUAAAACCCAACAUUUCCUUCCGUGAAGGGUCCGGUAAAUUUGAACUCACAGUUGGACCAAAACAGACAAUGGGGAAAGUGGUGGAGAAUGUUGUAUUGUCAUGUGACAUGCCCAAGACUGUGCUGAAUGUUACACUAACGACGACACAAGGAUUACAUAGCUUUGACCCCGUAUCUAAAGUGUUAAGUUGGGAAGUUGGAAAGAUCACGCCACAGAAAAUACCAAGCAUCAAGGGAAGUCUGGCACUUCAAGGUGGAGCCCCACCUCCAGAAUCAAACCCAUCAAUAAAUGUGCAAUUUUCAAUCUCACAACUAGCCAUCUCAGGACUUAAAGUUAAUCGUUUGGACAUUUAUGGGGAAAAAUACAAGCCAUUUAAAGGGGUGAAGUAUGUAACAAAAGCAGGCAAGUUCCAGGUGCGAACAUGAGGAUUGAUGAGGUGCAGAACCAACAUCACACAGAGAAAUCAUUCCAUUUUAUUUUAAAAAUUGUUAUUUCAUCUUAAUCUAAAAUUGAGUGACUCGCUACUUACAGGAUGGAAUGACCUGUGUGUGAGGGUCGAGUUGUUUAAUGUUGAGAAAAAAAUCCUGGUCUCUGCAGGAUUUCGAACACAUGACUCUGGGAUUGGAAGACAAUAUCGAAAAACCAGAAGGCUACAACUCCACUUGGUAGCUCUAAAGUUUGUCCACACUAUCAAAUUCUCUUUGACAAAAACUGUUUUAUGCCAAUACAAUAUAUGAUCAUGAUGUGAUGUCAUCAUGACCAUAUUUGACCAUAUAAAUUUUACAUCAAACCUAAACACUAACUCCAUUAUUUAUUUUAGCCUGUAUUUUUCUUUUCUUUUUUUUUUUUUUGUCAUAUUUUUGCUGCAUUGAGCACCCUAAAUAUUCCCAGUAACUAUAUUUACAGUGUUGUAUAUGGUAACAUACGCCCAAGAUUUUCCACGUUGGUUCAUUGAUAGAGAUGUAUACAUAUAUUAUAGACCGGGUGAAUCUGUUUUUGUGAAUAGUUGUUUUAAAUGUUAAAGCAUAAAGAAAAAUAUGAUUUGGUUUAUGGUUGUUGAAAAGAGACUGGGAAUAAUAUAUAUCAGAAUAUCUACCCUUAUUCAUUAUCUGUGUAUUUAUUCUGCAGGAUUUGACUUGACAAUCACCUUAUUUUCAGCUUUGAACUGUAAGUCAGUUGUAAAGCUUGUUUUAAUCUAGCUACAUUUUUUUCUGUUAUUGGUAUUAAAACAUUACCUUCAAAGAGCAAUAGCAAAUAUCCAAUUUUUAUCCAGUUUUUAUGAAAGUAAUGUGAUUAUUGGUGCAGAACAAUGUCAGUUCAAAUUAGGUAUCAAGUUUUGUGUUAAUGUUCUAAACUUAUAGUAUUUAAACGAUAGCAUGCAAAUGACAUGCCUCGUCCAAUUCAAUUUAAUCAUUAUGUUCUUAUGAUUACAAAUGUAUAUUGACAAUAAGAAAAAUGUAUGAAAAUUCAUAGAUAUAUUUAAGAAAAAGAAUUAUAAUAUUUUAACCGAUCAGAAGGUGUUGAUUAGUCAAUAUGUAAGAGUGGCCUGGCACUUGCUAAUUUUUUUUGAAAGAAGGCAACCAAUCAUUAUUCAGAAGCACCAAUUAAAUGUAAGAACAAGAAUUAAAUGAAUGUAAUUAUUUAUAGAUGUUGCUGUAAUAGUAUUUGUUAGGAUUACAGGGGUUCCAAGUCUCCCGGAACUCCUGGGAGUCUCAAGGAAAUCGGUAUGGUCUCUUGCACUCCUGCAAACAAGCAGAAAUCUCCCGCAAAUUCACUUAUCUCCCGCAAAUUCUGUAAAAAAAACAAAUCUUUUUGUUUUAUUUAGGCCUAAACUUUGGUUGCCGAUUAUUUUCUGCAGACUGACAGUGCCAUUUCCGGGCUUUUAAAUGUGCCUAUUCCAAAAAAUGUCAUCACCUCAGCCCCAAUCAUGGUAUGCCUGCGGUGGGCGUGGCCCUUCGUUUGGUACCUACACUUUUUCCUCAUAGAAUAUAUAGCGCCCCCAAUGUCAUUAAACGAAUCUCCCGGAAAUGGGUUCUUCCAACUUGGGACCUCUGGGAUUAUUAGUAACAGAAUGAAAUGUGAAUUAUGAGGGUGACAUUUAUAUCGUGCAUCGAACUACUGUACCAAAAAUUUAUUUCAGUAUCUAUGUCAUUUAGAGUUUCCCUAAAGACCAUGUCACCUACAAACUUUCACUAUGUGAACAUGUGGAUAUUUGUUUGUAAAGUGCUCAGCCACCUCGUUUUUAUUAGAUUUUCAACAUGGCUACCCACACUGAAAAAUCAGUGUCUGUAAACUAAAAUAACAUGAAACUAAAACCUUGUUGAAUAAUCACAUGAUUUUUCUGUAUUUACCAUUGUUGGUCGUAGCAAUGCCCGUAAUGUGUUUAUUUAAAAUAUAUCAUGAAUAUCUAUUGUAAAAACACAAA